Messenger RNA from Eutrema salsugineum, 778 nucleotides. RefSeq lists its product as uncharacterized. The record is from RefSeq and is a predicted model, not a curated record. Bases 252 to 491 code for a protein of 79 amino acids. Lineage: Eukaryota; Viridiplantae; Streptophyta; Magnoliopsida; Brassicales; Brassicaceae. The transcript is spliced from 3 exons.
AGAUAAAGAAGAGAAAGAGAGAAGCAAAAAAGAAUUUUUCAGAAAAGAAAAAAAAAACAAAAAAGAAAGACAGAAAAAGAGAAAAGUCUCUCUCUUUCUCUUCUUUUUUUUUUCGCCCAGAUUCUCUUUCUUCUGCGAUCAAAUAUUUUCUCUCUCACUUUCCUUGGUUUUCUCGGCGGCUUUCAUCUCCAUUUUCCCGAAUCGUUUUUCCAUUUUUCUUGGGAUAAAUCUUCCUCCUUUCUGCAGACGCUAUGUCGGACAAAGGUCGUCCCUUGCCAAAGUUUGGGGAAUGGGAUGUGAAUGAUCCAGCAUCAGCAGAAGGUUUCACAGUGAUAUUCAACAAAGCUAGGGAUGAGAAGAAGACCGGUGGCAAACCCGGAUCACCCGGUAAAUCCUCUGAGGGUCAUGUUAAGUCUGGAGGAGGAGAUCCUAGUAAACCUCAGCCUAAGAAGUGGCUCUGCUGCAUGCAAUCUCCGGCUGUGGACUCUUGACAAACACAAAUAUGGAUUUGCUUGCUGUUCCCAAAGAAAAAAAAAGUCGCAUUGCUUUACGCAUCUGAAGCAAUGUUCUUUUAUGUUUUAUUGUCUUUCUUGAAAUUUACCCCCACACAAAAAAAAGUUCUGAAGAUGAUGAUUUGGAGCUGUCCUUUAGUAUCACGAUUAUGAUUCCUUCUUCUUUGAAGUUGUUUUUUCUUCUAAAAAUGCUGUAAAAUCGUGUUGCCACUUUAUUGGAAAACCAGAAAGAAAAAAAAAAGAAAAGAAAAAAAAAAACAGUUACU